UUUCCUCUCCAGUUUAUGCUCGGCGUCAAGCAAAACUUCAACUGGAAACAGCGGAGAGGAAGAGAUCAGUGAUUGGUGAUGGCGUCGGGCGAUGAACUCACUGCGGGGGCGGAGAAUGGCACCGCUCCGCCGGCCCCCUCCCUGAGGAUCUACGCCGGCGCCGACGCCUUCGGAUGCGCGAUCAAGGACGCCCUGGUGGCCCACCUUCGCUCCGUCCCCGGCGUCGACGUCGCCGAUCUCGGCACCGACAAGUACUACUCCAUCGGCGAACGCAUCGGCCGCCUCGUCAGCUCCGCCGCCGGCGACCAGCCCGAGACUCGCGGCCUCCUGGCCUGCGGCACCGGCGUGGGCGUUUCCAUCUUCGCCAACAAGUUCCCCCGCGUAUACGCGGCCACCUGCUCCUCCGUCGGCGACGCCGUCAACACCCGAUCCAUCAACGCCUGCAACGUUCUCUCCGUCUCCGGCAUGUCCACCGCCCCCGCCGACGCCGUCAAGAUCCUCGACGCCUGGCUCCGCACCCCCUUCAAGUCCCCCUGUCCGGCCUCCGGCGACGCCCCCUGGCCGGACGACAUCCAGUCCUUCCUCGACCAGUCCACGGCCGAGAUGGCCGCCGUCUCCGCCGAUUCCUCCGCCGCCGUGGAAGGGUGCGCGAUCUGCUGCCUGAGGAAGGGGAUGGAGUUCGAGCCGGUGGGGAUCAUGCCUGGUGGGGAGAUGAGGAUCGUGAGGGAGAGCCCCACCUCGGCCUACGUCCGGUUCAAGGCCGGGAGCGUGGAGCCGGCCCACCACCACACCUUCGGCCACGACCUGGUGGUCAUCAAGGGGAAGAAGAAGGUCUGGAACAUCACCAAGAAAGAGAGCUACGCGCUCGAGGAUGGGGAUUUCUUGUUCACCCCCGCCGGGGACGUCCACCGGGUGAAGUACUUCGAGGACACCGAGUUCUUCAUCAGGUGGGAUGGGAAGUGGGACAUCUUCCUCGAUGAGGACCUGGCUGCUGCUGCUGAUGCCAUCAACAAAGACUUGGAGGCGGGCAACUGAUGCCAAAUCGCCAAUGCUUGUUGGGUGUCUCGGCUGACUUCUUUAAAUUUCUCAUCCUAUGUUUCUUCUGCUGCUGUUGCUUGUGAUCUUUGUUGCUUGUUGGAAUAAGUUAUGUCAGAAAAAUUAGUGCUUAUGACGAUGUCUGCAGUUGAUGUUGGCUUGAGAGAUGUAUUGGGAGUACUGGUCAUUGUCUAAAGAUAGGCUUUUGAAUAUAAUUAGUCUCUGGAUGGUAAAUGUACUGAUAGAUAUGGUUGUGGCUUGGUAAAUUUGCUGAAAGAGAUCCUUUAUUUAA
Molecule: messenger RNA, 1327 nt
Organism: Elaeis guineensis (African oil palm)
Lineage: Eukaryota; Viridiplantae; Streptophyta; Magnoliopsida; Arecales; Arecaceae
Product: DNA damage-repair/toleration protein DRT102
Biological process (GO): carbohydrate metabolic process
Molecular function (GO): isomerase activity
Source: RefSeq, a predicted model, not a curated record